UAGAAGAGAACAUAAUUAGAAGACAAGAGAGAAGAAGAGAGAAGAGGAUAAAAAAGAGAGGAGAUGAGAAUUAAAAGAGAGAAACGGAGAGAAUUAGAAGAGAAAAGAUUUAGGAGAAGAGAAGAGAAGAGAAGAGAAGAGAAGAGAAGAGAAGAGAAGAGAAGAGAAGAGAAGAGAAGAGAAGAGAAGAGAAGAGAAGAGAAAAGAAAAGAAAAGAAAAGAAAAGAAAAAAGAGGAAAUGAGAUGAGGAAGAGAAGAGAAGAGAAGAGAAGAGAAGAGAAGAGAAGAGAAGAGAAGAGAAGAGAAGAGAAGAGAAAAGAAAAGAAGAGAAAAGAAAAAAGAGGAAAUGAGAUGAGGAAGAGAAGAGAAGAGAAGAGAAGAGAAGAGAAGAGAAGAGAAGAGAAGAGAAAAGAAAAGAAAAGAAAAGAAAAGAAAAGAAAAGAAAAGAAAAGAAAAGAAAAGAAAAGAAAAAGGGGAAAUGAGAUGAGAAUUAGAAGAGAAGAGAGGAGGGGAGAGGAGAGGAGAGGAAAGGAGAAAAAAAAAGAGGAAAUGAGAUGAGAAUUAAAAGAGAGAAACGGAGAGAAGAAUUAAAAGAGAAGAGAGGAGGAGAGAGAAAAGAAGAGGAGAGGAGAGGAAAGGAAAGGAGAAAAAAGAGAGGAGAUGAGAAUUAAAAGUGAGAAACAGAGAGAAUUAGAAGAGAAAAGAAUUAGAAGAGAAGAGAGGAGAGGAGGGGAAAGGAGAAUAAGAAGAGAUGAAAGGAAAGGAGAAAAAAGAAGCACAGAAGAGAUAAGCGAGAAUUGUUGGAAAUGAGAUGAGAUGGAGAAUUAGAAGAAAAAGAGGAAGAAAGGAGAGGAAUGUAAAGAAGAGGGAGAAAUGAAAGCUGAAAGAAGAGGGAGUGGUGAAAGGACAGUCAGCAGCUUUGUGUGAUGGGAUGGUAAACAGACUGGCGAGUGUGAAAUUGGAUGAAAGAGGAGGACUGCGAAACUACUGCAGCAUUUAAAGAAAAACAGAUUAAAGGAGGAGAUGAAAGACGCAGAGGAGAAAGAGACCGAUAGAGACAUCAUGUGAGGAGCCGCAGUAAAGAGAAAGAGAGAGAGAGAGAGAGAGAGAGAGAGAGAGAGAGAGAUCCACAUGCACACAGACACAGAUGAAUAUGCAUUAGUAAAUAGUGUUUGAGUCAGUCAGAGAUGCAUUACUCUCACUGUGGGAUGUGCUUCUCUCUGAUGGAGUGACGAUUAAAUUGAUCAAUCCAAAUGUUUCCUACUGAGAGAUUCCCACAGGGCUUUUACAUGCAUUUCCUCCAAAGUUUUCCUCUGACACCUGCUGGAAAGGGAGAGUCUGUGUGAAAGAGAGAGAGAGAGA
Molecule: messenger RNA, 1362 nt
Organism: Paramisgurnus dabryanus
Lineage: Eukaryota; Metazoa; Chordata; Actinopteri; Cypriniformes; Cobitidae
Source: RefSeq, a predicted model, not a curated record